Molecule: messenger RNA, 2166 nt
Organism: Exophiala aquamarina CBS 119918
Lineage: Eukaryota; Fungi; Ascomycota; Eurotiomycetes; Chaetothyriales; Herpotrichiellaceae
Exons: 1
Coding region: 1-2166 (721 amino acids)
Biological process (GO): box H/ACA snoRNP assembly; ribosome biogenesis; pseudouridine synthesis
Cellular component (GO): sno(s)RNA-containing ribonucleoprotein complex
Molecular function (GO): RNA binding
Source: RefSeq, a predicted model, not a curated record
AUGGACGCUUCCAACUCUAUCCUAGAUGCCUUGAUGCUUCAGGUUGAAGUGGAAUCCGGUGCUUCAUCCCAGCCUCCACCGUCGGCAUCAAAACCAACCCUCCUUGAGACUCCGAGCCAUCAGCUGUCGAAAGAAAGCCCUGAAGCCACCCAAGCUGACGACACUGCCACGAGCCAUGGGCUUACACACAUCGCCGAUGAUGGCAGUAUGGAUCUUGAACAUUCUGUCGAUCCCGCGCAGGAUCUAAACAAAAUUCAAAUGCAGGCUGUGGCGCAGGCUAAUGGAGUCUCACACGAUGCAUCUCAAUCAAUAACAAGUGCAAGCCUGCCAGACACAGACAACCCUGAUCGAGUCGCUAAUGGAGAAACUCCCCAGGACACUACCCCUAUGGAGCCAGUAGUCGAAAUGGAAACAGAGCCGGCGACUGGGCAUCGUGGAGCAGAAGGGAAUAUGGGUGCUCCGGUAUUCUUUCCAGCGGCUGUGGACCCGUUAUCCACAGCAGACAGUACAGCGCAACAGGAUGUAAUAAAUCACGCUGAGACAAAUUCCGCGGCUCUGAGGGUGGAUGCUAUUCCGUCAGACAACGCCGGCAUUCCUGAGACGGGUGGCGAUGCCCCGGAGUGGGAGAUUGAUUCUUCGCCGUACGAAUCCUCAGAUUCCGAUUCUUCCUCCGACACCACUUCAUCAGACGACGAUAGUGACGACGAUGCCGAUGGUGACUAUGCUAUGCUGGACCCUGAGGAGGCCGCGCGCAUACUGAUGCAGGGAGACGGAGGUUCAGACGAUGAAGGUGGCAGAUCAAAAGACAAGCCCGAAGGCUCUGGUCUACGAACCGCAAAUGAAAAGUUCGAGGAAGUGAUCCCCAAACCUGAUAUCACUAUUACUGAAGACAUGAAAAUCGAAGAACUUGGGAAUGUCGAGUUCGUCGUGGAGAAUACAAUUGUCAUCAAAGCGAAGACGUCCGGAGAGUACCAAGUCCUGGAGACAGGAUCCCUAAUAUGCUUGAAUGACAGAAGUGUUGUGGGAGUGGUGGCUGAUUUGAUUGGAAGGGUCGAAGAGCCCAGGUACACCAUCCGCUUCACCAACGAGAGGGACAUAGAGGAAGCAGGAGUCUCUAACAUCGGCACUACAGUACACUACGUUCCACAGCACUCGACCUUUGUCUUCACACAACCAUUGAAGAGUGUCAAAGGCAGUGAUGCUUCCAAUUUCCACGACGAGGAAGUCGGUGACGAUGAGAUGGAGUUUUCAGAUGACGAAGCAGAAGCCGAACACAAGCGCCAGAUAAAGCUCCGUAGACAAGGUCGAACUGCAGAAAAUGGCCGAGGCCGCGGUGGUUCAAAAUUCUCGAGGGGCGGUCAUCGUGGCGGUCGUGGUGGACAACAUGGACCGCCCACAAAUUCUGGACCUCGAGAUCUCGAAACACCCCAGAUGAAUUACGAUGAUGUUGCAGAUGGUGCAGAAGACGGCUAUACACCCCUCCAACGGCCAGAUAAUCUAUCCGAAUUGCUCGCAAAUGGACCUCCACCUUUGACACAUCCCUUACCCCCUCCGCCUUCCCUACCAACGAAUAGAAGUGACUUUAACGAUCGCGGAAGGGGCUAUGGCAGAGGAGGCAGAGGAGGUAGAGGAGGGCAGCGGCCACCCCGCGGCCGUGGCGGUUUCAAUCAAGGCAACUCCUCUACCUGGAACCGCCCUAACAAUAUGUCCUACCAAAGCAACGCCAACGGCAACUACCCACAACAAAACGGGACAAUGACACAGAUGCCCCAGCUCAACCUCCCCAACACUCCCUCCAUAUCACCACACAAUGUUACUUACCCUCCAAUGUCACCUUCUCCCAUCACGCCAUUACCACACUCAUCUUUCAACUUCAACGCUUAUCAGCCUGCUGCAAAUUUUGGCUUCUCACAAUCAUCUCAGAACUUUCCGCUCUCAAAUCCCUCCAUUCCCGGAUUAGGUGCGCCACCUUUGCAAAACCUCCACCAUCAAUACAAUACUCAGCAACACAAUCAUCAAGCGCAUUUUCAGAGUCCAAACCCCGCCACUGCUGCACCAGGGCAACCUGGUCUUCAGUCCGGUCCGUGGGCUAACAACCCAGCCUUCGUGGCCGAAUUCCAUAGACAAGUACAGGAGCAAAGAAGGAAUCAGGGACAAGGCCAAUAA